Saccharomyces mikatae IFO 1815 is the source of this 2049-nucleotide messenger RNA. It is a transcript of the gene PLB3, whose product is annotated as lysophospholipase. The transcript has a single exon. Bases 1 to 2049 code for a protein of 682 amino acids. Gene Ontology annotation, molecular function: A2-type glycerophospholipase activity. Gene Ontology annotation, biological process: glycerophospholipid catabolic process. The record is from RefSeq and is a predicted model, not a curated record. Lineage: Eukaryota; Fungi; Ascomycota; Saccharomycetes; Saccharomycetales; Saccharomycetaceae. Gene Ontology annotation, cellular component: cytosol; plasma membrane; intracellular membrane-bounded organelle.
AUGAUACGUCCAUUAUGUUCAAGAAUCAUUAUCGCCUAUGUAUUCACAAUUUCCCAGUUGUUACUUGCCACUGAUGCGUGGUCACCCACAGAUAGUUAUGUUCCGGGUUCAGUGUCGUGUCCCGAUGACAUAAAUCUGGUGAGAGAGGCUACAUCUAUUUCUCAGAAUGAGAGCGCAUGGUUGGAAAAAAGGAAUAAAGUCACCAGUGUAGCUUUGAAAGAUUUCUUGACAAGAGCUACUGCAAAAUUUUCAAAUAGCUCGGAAAUUCUUUCUAAGUUAUUCAACGAUGAGAGCAACGAAAACCUGCCGAAAAUUGCUGUCGCUGUUUCAGGUGGUGGCUACCGGUCCAUGCUAACUGGUGCAGGAGUUUUAGCGGCAAUGGAUGACAGAACUGAAGGUGCUAAUGAGCAUGGGCUAGGCGGCCUUCUGCAAAGCACAACAUAUUUAUCCGGUGCCUCGGGUGGUAAUUGGCUAGUCGGUACUUUAGCUUUAAACAAUUGGACAUCUGUGCAGGAAAUUCUUGACAACAUGCCGAACGAUGAUUCUAUUUGGGACUUGUCGGAUUCUAUAGUUACGCCGGGUGGCAUUAAUAUAUUCAAGACCGCGAGAAGGUGGGACCAUAUUUCUAACGCCGUCGAAUCCAAGCAAAACUCUGACUAUAACACUUCUCUAGCCGAUAUUUGGGGCAGGGCUUUGGCCUAUAAUUUUUUCCCUUCUUUGUAUAGAGGCGGUAUAGGCUUAACUUGGUCUUCUAUUAGAGAUUUCCCAGUGUUUCAAAACGCCGAGAUGCCUUUCCCAAUUUCUGUUGCUGAUGGUAGGUAUCCUGGCACAAAGGUAAUCAAUUUGAACGCCACGGUUUUUGAGUUUAAUCCCUUCGAAAUGGGAUCAUGGGACCCUUCUUUGAAUUCAUUCACCAACGUCAAGUAUUUAGGAACAAAUGUUUCUAAUGGUGUACCACUAGAAAGAGGCAAAUGUACAGCUGGGUUCGACAAUGCCGGCUUUAUUAUGGGUACUUCUUCAACACUAUUCAAUCAAUUUCUCUUGAGAAUAAACUCUACUCACUUGCCUAGCUUCAUUACAAGAUUAGCAAGGCAUUUUCUGAAGGAUUUAUCUCAGGAUUUUAAUGAUAUCGCCGUUUAUAGUCCGAACCCAUUUAAGGAUACAAAGUUCCUUGACAGUGACUAUACCACAAGCAUUGUUGAUUCAGAUAGCUUAUUUCUGGUUGACGGUGGCGAAGAUGACGAAAACGUACCUGUUUUGCCGCUAAUACAAAAGGAACGUGAUGUGGACAUUAUUUUUGCCGUGGAUAAUUCAGCUGACAUGAGAUUGGCAUGGCCAGAUGGUUCUUCUUUAGUCCAUACAUAUGAACGUCAAUUUGUUAAACAAGGCCAAGGUAUGUCUUUCCCAUAUGUCCCAGACACGAAUACCUUCGUUAAUUUGGGCUUGAAUAAGAGGCCAACCUUCUUUGGUUGCGACGCCAAUAAUUUGACCAAUCUCCAGUACAUUCCACCCCUAGUUGUUUACCUUCCUAAUGCGGAAUACUCUUUUAAUAGUAAUCAGAGUGCUUUCAAAUUGUCUUAUUCCGAAUCCCAGAGAAGAAGUAUGAUCCAAAACGGGUUCGAAAUUGCUACCAGAAAUAAUUUUACCGAUGAUCCUGAAUUCAUGGGUUGCGUCGGUUGCGCCAUUAUGAGACGUAAACAGCAGGCCUUGAACAUUACUUUGCCUUUAGAAUGUGAGACCUGUUUCACAAAUUAUUGCUGGAAUGGCACUCUGGACACUACUCCAUUACCAGAUGUCGAGAAAGACGUACACCAUUCAUUUAUCAACGUGGGCAGCUUCAACAGCUCCAUAGAACCACAGGAAGGUCAUUUUGCUGAGUCUGCAGCUCUUCACUCAUCCCUUUCAUCUUCGACUUCAGGAAUCCCAUCGGCUACCGCCACCUUUGAGAAAAAGACAGCUGCGAAUUCUGGAUCACAUUUAUCUGGCAUGAGUGUAAAUUUCGCUGCUAUAAUUACGAUUGCCCUCCUAGCACUUACUGGAGCAGUGUGA